ACACUGACAGCACCACACACCGCUAGCCGUUAGCCCUUAGCACCUGCUUCAUUCAUCACAAGCUAACUACCGCUAACAUGCAGGAAUGGGCGAAUCAUCUCUGCGAGAAUCGACAAUUUGGAUCCAAAAUGACGGACUCCAAGUACUUCACCACCACCAAGAAAGGUGAGAUCUUUGAGCUGAAGGCUGAGCUCAACAGUGACAAGAAAGAGAAGAAGAAAGAAGCUGUAAAGAAGGUCAUUGCCUCUAUGACAGUUGGCAAGGAUGUCAGUGCUCUAUUCCCAGAUGUUGUGAACUGCAUGCAGACAGACAACCUGGAACUGAAAAAGCUGGUCUACCUCUACCUGAUGAACUAUGCCAAGAGUCAGCCAGACAUGGCUAUCAUGGCUGUGAACACCUUUGUAAAGGACUGUGAAGACCCCAACCCUCUCAUCCGGGCUCUUGCUGUGCGUACAAUGGGCUGCAUCCGUGUGGACAAGAUCACAGAGUACCUCUGUGAGCCACUGAGGAAAUGUCUAAAGGACGAAGACCCGUAUGUGAGGAAGACGGCUGCUGUGUGUGUAGCAAAGCUCCAUGAUAUCAAUGCUCAGCUGGUGGAGGACCAAGGCUUCCUGGACACCCUUAAAGACCUCAUCUCUGACUCCAACCCAAUGGUUGUAGCAAAUGCCGUGGCAGCGCUGUCUGAGAUAGCGGAGUCUCAUCCCAACAGUAAUCUGAUGGACCUGAACCCUCAAACCAUUAACAAGUUGUUGACCGCUUUAAAUGAGUGCACAGAGUGGGGACAGAUAUUCAUUCUUGACUGCCUGGCCAAUUACACACCUCGUGACGACCGUGAGUCCCAAAGCAUCUGUGAGCGUGUGACGCCAAGGCUCUCACACGCCAACUCUGCCGUGGUGUUGUCGGCAGUUAAAGUUUUAAUGAAGUUUAUGGAGAUGCUGCCCAAAGACUUGGACUACUAUGGCACCCUGCUGAAGAAGCUCGCACCUCCGCUGGUCACUCUCCUUUCUGCUGAGCCCGAGUUGCAAUAUGUGGCUCUUAGAAACAUCAAUCUCAUCGUUCAGAGGCGCCCAGAGAUCCUGAAACAUGAGAUGAAGGUUUUCUUUGUAAAAUAUAAUGACCCAAUUUAUGUCAAACUGGAGAAACUGGACAUCAUGAUUCGUCUGGCAUCUCAAGCCAACAUCGCUCAGGUUCUGGCUGAGCUGAAGGAAUACGCCACUGAGGUGGACGUGGACUUUGUUCGGAAAGCGGUCAGAGCCAUUGGCCGCUGUGCCAUCAAAGUAGAGCAAUCAGCAGAGCGCUGUGUUAGCACACUGUUGGACCUCAUCCAGACCAAGGUCAACUAUGUGGUGCAGGAGGCCAUUGUGGUCAUCAAGGACAUCUUCCGAAAAUACCCCAACAAGUAUGAGAGUGUCAUCGCCACGCUGUGUGAAAACCUGGACUCCCUAGAUGAGCCGGAAGCACGUGCUGCCAUGAUCUGGAUUGUUGGCGAAUAUGCUGAGCGUAUUGACAAUGCUGAUGAGCUGCUGGAGAGCUUUCUGGAGGGUUUCCAUGAUGAAAGCACUCAGGUGCAGUUGCAGCUGUUGACAGCCAUCGUCAAGUUGUUCUUGAAAAAGCCUACUGAGACACAGGAGCUGGUGCAGCAGGUGCUGAGCCUGGCCACACAGGAUUCUGAUAACCCAGACCUCAGGGACCGUGGUUACAUCUACUGGCGUCUGCUCUCCACUGAUCCUGUGGCUGCCAAGGAGGUGGUUCUGGCUGAGAAGCCCCUGAUCUCGGAGGAGACAGAUCUGAUUGAGCCCACAUUGCUGGAGGAGCUUAUCUGCCACAUUGGUACUCUGGCCUCUGUCUACCACAAGCCUCCGAGUGCCUUUGUCGAGGGCAGCCGUGGUGUUCAGCACAAGAGACUCACCGGCAGUGCUGGAUCUGGGGAGAGUGAGAGCCCAGACGCUGGUUCUGCUGGUGGAGUUUCUGAAGCCCCCCCUGCUGUCAUCCCAUCCCAGGGAGACCUGCUGGGUGAUCUUCUUAAUCUGGACCUGUCACCUCCUACUGCCACAGGACCACCACCGCCCUCAUCUGGCAUGCAGAUGGGUGCCAUGGACCUUCUUGGAGGAGGACUAGACAGCCUAAUGGGGGAUGAGUCUGAGCCGCCGCACAUUCCCCCGCGGACGGACACUCCUCAGUCACCUCAGCUCCCACAUCAGUCCCCAUCGCCCCCAGAUUACAGCCCCACCGAGCUCGGUGGAGACCUUGGAGGAAGUCCAGCUAUGGGCUCUGGUUUCGGUGGUCCUCCCGCUGCAAUGCCGGCAUCUUUCAGUGCCCCGGUUAGCGGUGGUCUGGAUGACCUGUUUGACCUCGGCGGUGGAGUUGGUAUGCCCAUGGGGGCCUACAGUCCUCCUAAAACAAUUUGGCUUCCUGCCAUGAAGGCCAAGGGUCUGGAGAUAUUGGGCACUUUUGCCCGCCGUGCCGGGGUCAUCCAAAUGGAGAUGACCCUCACCAAUAAAGCGAUGAGUGUUAUGAGUGAUUUUGCCAUCCAGUUCAACAGAAACAGCUUUGGUCUUGCUCCAGCUGGUCCACUUCAGGUUCUUACUCCUCUGAGCCCAAACCAGAGUAUUGAAGUGGCUCUGCCCCUCAAUACUGUGGGACCCAUCAUGAAGAUGGAGCCUUUGAAUAACCUGCAGGUGGCUGUUAAGAACAACAUUGACGUAUUCUACUUCAGCUGCCAGUACCCCAUCAGCAUGCUGUUUGUAGAGGACGGGACAAUGGAUCGACAGGUGUUCCUCGCCACAUGGAAAGACAUUCCGAAUGACAAUGAGGCCCAGUUUCAGAUCAAAGACUGCCACCUCAACUCAGAUGCGGCUUCUAACAAACUGCAGGGUAGUAACAUCUUCACCAUAGCCAAGCGUACAGUGGAAGGUCAGGACAUGCUCUAUCAAUCCAUAAAACUCACCAAUGGCAUCUGGGUGCUGGCUGAGCUGAAGGUGCAGGCAGGAAACCCAAACUUCAUGGUUUCUCUCAAGUGCAGAGCUCCGGAGGUUUCCCAGUGUGUGUUCCAGAGCUACGAGGCCGUGCUGAAGAACUGAAAGAAAGAAAAACAAGCACACAAGGACCAGCCCGCCGCCCGCUGCCCUCAGACCCCCCUGUCACCUCCCCUCACUCUCCCCCUCACCCGACCCAUGGACCAUUUCAGAACCUCACGCAGCACAGGAGCCACUUCCUGCACUCUGUAUGUCAUCCAGCUAUUUAUUUAGGAUGGUUAAUGAGCUGCUGUCUCAUUGUGGACGGCCUUGUUUAUUCACAUGAAUUGUCUGAAUAAACGCUUCCUCCUCUCCCUCUCUCUCUCCCUCACAUGCUCUCUCUCGCUCUCUCUCUCUCUCUCCCCCGGUCUGAGCCGUCCUGUAACGACCUUCAUUCGUUUUGGGGGACAGACUCGUGUUCUCAUGAGUGUUUUCUCAGCAUGAGGCUUUUUAAAUCAUUAUCUAGCUCCACCUCUUGGCAAAUUGGAGGCCAUUUGUAGUGUCUGUAAUCAGCAGGUGAAUCGUCUCUGUAGGCAUAUUUAUUUGGGGGGAGGGCUCAAUUGACAAGUGCGGCAUACAGAGGCUUUAACUGUCCUUGUCCCUCUGCCUGUGUGACGUGGAAAUGUCUGCGUGUUUAAAAGACACGGACGAAUACUUUCCAACUGCGUUAUUACUGUUGUCUUUGUCCUUUUUUUUUAUAGUUUUCUUUAGUGUCUGUGGUUAGCGGUGAGGUCGGCUCCUUUUGUUUUCCCCCUGGAAGCAGAAACGACUGAUGUGCUGUGUGCAUGGAAACCGUUGAGGUGUGUGCGUGUGUUCUCUUUUUGUUUUUGGUCAUUAUGUAGACAUUAUAUCGACGAGCGGCAGCUGUCCACACACUGCUGUCUUUAUUUAGUCAUUCCAUGGUUUAAUUUGUGUUUAAUACUCAUAGUCUUGUCGUGUUCAUGGUCCUGUUAGAGGGGCAGACUGAGUUCAGGGGGUCACGGGUGUUGUUGAUUUAUUUACUCGCUUCACUCUCGGACGUGUUCGCCUGCCACUUUGCUGUCCUCUUUAUUCCCCCUCACAUCGUUUUCCUUUCCAGCACCACAGCCACCUGAGGUAAAGACUCAGGUGGCACGACGCUAAACAUGUGACCUCACGGCGUCGGCGUCACACUCGUGAGUCAUGAGUCUCUACAUGUAGGUAGCACACACUGUCGUAGCGGAAGCGAGGCUUAGAGCAACAUCCUGGGUCCCCGGUGUACUUGCGAGGACUCUAAAGAUUAAUUAUAUUCCUUCCUUCCUUCUCUGACUCAUUUACACUCGAGCCCUUUUAUCGACGCUGCCGGAUGCGUGCACCUACGCCGUCUUGUUACGUACGUACAUGUGACAAUGGACUGAGGUGGCUGUGUGUUUCUGAGUGUGUGUGUGUGUGUGUGUGUGGUGACGGCUGAGUCAUAUAAAACGCUGUUUAAAUAAUAACAGUUCAAUCAUGUUUCUUUUUCGAUUGAUGAUGAUUUUUGUUCGUUGUGUGUGUUUUACGUCAUUUGAAAACCAACUAUUAAAAAAAGAAAAGUCUUGAUAAUUUCA
Molecule: messenger RNA, 4579 nt
Organism: Solea solea (common sole)
Lineage: Eukaryota; Metazoa; Chordata; Actinopteri; Pleuronectiformes; Soleidae
Gene: ap1b1
Product: adaptor related protein complex 1 subunit beta 1
Exons: 24
Coding region: 78-3080 (1000 amino acids)
Biological process (GO): vesicle-mediated transport; intracellular protein transport
Cellular component (GO): clathrin adaptor complex; membrane coat
Molecular function (GO): clathrin binding
Source: RefSeq, a predicted model, not a curated record